CAAGGUGCAGCUUCAGGAAGUUCGGCAAUAUAAAUUCGACGAAUAUCUGCUGCUGUUUUACCUCAGAUUUGAUAUUUUACUUCAGGUGUUUGUUUGUUUGUUUGUUCUGUUUGUGGUGAUGUCUGACAUCGCGGCAGAUCUGCUGAACGGCGAGCCUGAAAUCCUCGACGAGGAAAAGAUGAGCGCUGCGGCGGAGGAAUUGCAAAAAUACAAGGAUCUCAUUCAGUGUGCAGACGACGAGAAGUCCAGAUUGCUUCUGGAAAAAGUGGAAGCAGAAUAUGGAAAGAAAAAAGCCCAGAAAGAAUUCGAAGAUCUGGCUGAACUCGAAGACAAACUCGCUUUACAGUUUAAAGGGGAUCUUGAUGAAACACAGGAGCAGAUGAAGAAUCUGGAUCGAGUCAAACGGGAUCUUCAGAGAGAACUGCAGGAUCUCCAGAAUAAACUUCACAUGAUGAAAGCUGAAACUGCGUCACUCCAACAGAAAUUCAAGAUCAAAGCUGAAAUCCCAGUGAAAAGAAUGAAGUUCACUCAGACUGAAGCAGAAGAGAAAGAGGACAGAGACGAAGAAGUGACCAGUGUGUUUACUGUCACCCAGAGACCCUCGUUUCUCCUGAAGGGCGGACAAGCCCUCAUCACCUUUGAGGAGGAGAACGUGGCCGAUCAGAUCCUCCGGCUGGCCAAGUGUUCUGUUGCCUGUGACAAAAUCAAGUUGGAUGUGAAGCCAUACUCCUUAACCCUAGAGCCGUCUGUGAAAUUUGAGGUUCAUAUCAAGGUAUCAAAGAAGACCAUCAAGUUCAGCAAUGCUCCGCCCACUUUACCUGAGGAGCGAAUGAAAGACCGGCUGGAGAUCUCUUUCUCUAAAGCCAGUCGUGGAGGCGGUGAAGUGGACAGUGUAGAUUAUGACCAGCAGAACGGCACAGGCCGUGUCACUUUUGUACACACCGGAGUUGCAGAGAAUCUGGUGCUGAGAGAGAAGUUUUCUGUAGACACCGGCAGUGAUCUCACGGUUGAUGUGCUUCCUCUCUAUGAGUACCAGCUGAAGAAAUUUCAAACAUACUCGGGGGUCCCAAAUCACACUGUGCUGCUGGGGGGAAUUCAGAACCUUCUGGAUGAAGAAGAUCUUCAGGACCAUCUAGAAAUCCACUUCCAGAAACCCAGUAACUAUGGAGGAGAGGUUCAGGCCAUUAAAUACGUCCCUUCUGGGAAAUCUCUGACAGCGUUCUUCAACGAGGCCAAAGAAGAAACAGACGGCUGAAGAUCAUUUGCUGUGUUCAGAAAGCACACAGACAUUAAUGAAAUAAUUAAUUAUUAGAAUAUAAAUGAAAAUAAUAAAACUGAAUAUCACAAAGCAAAAAUAAAUAGAAAAUAGCAUAGAUGAACUAUGAACAUGAUUUAUGAUGAGAUUCAUGUCUUGUGUUGUGAUUAAAGCUCACUAAAGCUCU
Molecule: messenger RNA, 1442 nt
Organism: Triplophysa rosa
Lineage: Eukaryota; Metazoa; Chordata; Actinopteri; Cypriniformes; Nemacheilidae
Gene: nmi
Product: N-myc (and STAT) interactor
Exons: 9
Coding region: 119-1255 (378 amino acids)
Cellular component (GO): cytoplasm
Source: RefSeq, a predicted model, not a curated record